UCACGCCUCCUGCAUACGGGAUGAGGUGAGCAGCGCCGCCGCUGCGAGGGGGCGCGCGCGGGUGUGAGCGUGUGUCCGUGUGCGAGUGUGUGUGCGCCGGGCGGGCACUGCAGCGCCGGCCUCCGUGCAGCGAGCGAGCCGGAGCGAGGCCGUCCCCGGGCCCGGCGCGGCGCCGCCACCAUGCUCAACAACCUGACGGACUGCGAGGACGGCGACGGGGGCGCCAACCCCGGCGAUGGCAACCCCAAGGAGAGCAGCCCCUUCAUCAACAGCACAGACGCCGAGAAGGGGAAGGAGUAUGACGGCAAGAACAUGGCGCUGUUUGAGGAGGAGAUGGACACCAGCCCCAUGGUGUCCUCCCUGCUCAGCGGCCUGGCCAACUACACCAACCUGCCCCAGGGCAGUCGGGAGCACGAAGAGGCAGAAAACAACGAGGGCGGCAAAAAGAAGCCCGUGCAGGCCCCGCGCAUGGGCACCUUCAUGGGCGUGUACCUGCCGUGCCUGCAGAACAUCUUCGGGGUGAUCCUCUUCCUGCGGCUCACCUGGGUGGUGGGCAUCGCCGGCAUCAUGGAGUCCUUCUGCAUGGUCUUCAUCUGCUGCUCCUGCACGAUGCUCACGGCCAUUUCCAUGAGUGCCAUCGCGACCAACGGCGUGGUGCCCGCCGGCGGCUCCUACUACAUGAUUUCCAGAUCUCUGGGCCCAGAGUUUGGGGGCGCCGUGGGCCUCUGCUUCUACCUGGGCACGACCUUCGCGGGCGCCAUGUACAUCCUGGGCACCAUUGAAAUCCUGCUGGCUUACCUCUUCCCGGCGAUGGCCAUCUUUAAGGCAGAAGACGCCAGCGGGGAGGCCGCGGCCAUGCUGAACAACAUGCGUGUGUACGGCACCUGCGUGCUCACCUGCAUGGCCACCGUGGUCUUCGUGGGCGUCAAGUAUGUCAACAAGUUUGCGCUGGUCUUCCUGGGCUGCGUCAUCCUGUCCAUCCUGGCCAUCUACGCCGGCGUCAUCAAGUCCGCCUUCGACCCCCCCAACUUCCCGAUCUGCCUCCUGGGGAACCGCACACUGUCUCGCCACGGCUUUGACGUCUGUGCCAAGUUGGCUUGGGAAGGAAACGAGACCGUGACCACACGCCUCUGGGGCCUCUUCUGCUCCUCUCGCUUCCUCAACGCCACCUGCGACGAGUACUUCACUCGGAACAACGUCACGGAGAUCCAGGGCAUUCCUGGGGCCGCCAGCGGCCUCAUCAAAGAAAACCUCUGGAGCUCCUACCUCACCAAGGGGGUGAUCGUGGAGCGGCGGGGCAUGCCCUCCGAGGGCCUGGCGGACGCGGCCCCCGUGGACAUGGACCACCCCUAUGUCUUCAGCGAUAUGACCUCCUACUUCACGCUCCUGGUCGGCAUCUACUUCCCCUCUGUCACAGGCAUCAUGGCCGGCUCCAACCGCUCGGGGGACCUGCGGGACGCCCAGAAGUCCAUCCCCACGGGCACUAUCUUGGCCAUCGCCACCACCUCUGCUGUCUACAUCAGCUCCGUGGUGCUCUUCGGAGCCUGCAUCGAGGGUGUCGUCCUGCGGGACAAGUUCGGUGAAGCUGUGAACGGCAACUUGGUGGUGGGCACCCUGGCCUGGCCGUCCCCCUGGGUCAUUGUCAUCGGCUCCUUCUUCUCCACCUGUGGGGCGGGGCUCCAGAGCCUCACGGGGGCCCCGCGCCUGCUGCAGGCCAUCUCCCGGGACGGCAUCGUGCCCUUCCUGCAGGUCUUUGGCCACGGCAAGGCCAACGGGGAGCCGACGUGGGCCCUGCUCCUGACGGCCUGCAUCUGCGAGAUCGGCAUCCUCAUCGCGUCCCUGGACGAGGUGGCCCCCAUCCUGUCCAUGUUCUUCCUGAUGUGCUACAUGUUUGUGAACCUGGCCUGCGCCGUGCAGACGCUGCUCAGGACCCCCAACUGGAGGCCGCGUUUCCGCUACUAUCACUGGACCCUGUCCUUCCUGGGCAUGAGCCUGUGCCUGGCCCUCAUGUUCAUCUGCUCCUGGUACUACGCGCUGGUGGCCAUGCUCAUCGCCGGGCUCAUCUACAAGUACAUCGAGUACCGCGGGGCGGAGAAGGAGUGGGGUGACGGGAUCCGAGGCCUGUCCCUCAGCGCCGCCCGCUACGCCCUGCUGCGCCUGGAGGAAGGCCCCCCACACACCAAGAACUGGAGGCCACAGCUGCUGGUGCUGGUGCGUGUGGACCAGGACCAGAACGUGGUCCACCCGCAGCUGCUCUCGCUGACUUCUCAGCUCAAGGCGGGGAAGGGGCUGACCAUCGUGGGCUCCGUCCUCGAGGGCACCUUUCUGGACAACCAUCCCCAGGCCCAGCGGGCCGAGGAGUCCAUCCGGCGCCUGAUGGAGGCGGAGAAGGUGAAGGGCUUCUGCCAGGUGGUCACUUCCUCCAACCUGCGGGAUGGUGUGUCCCACCUGAUUCAGUCUGGGGGCCUCGGGGGGCUGCAGCACAACACGGUGCUGGUGGGCUGGCCCCGAAACUGGCGGCAGAAGGAGGAUCACCAGACGUGGAGGAACUUCAUCGAGCUGGUUCGGGAAACCACGGCUGGUCACUUGGCCCUGCUGGUCACCAAGAACGUUUCCAUGUUUCCUGGGAACGCGGAGCGCUUCUCGGAGGGCAGCAUCGAUGUCUGGUGGAUCGUGCACGACGGUGGGAUGCUCAUGCUGCUGCCCUUCCUGCUGCGCCAGCACAAGGUCUGGCGGAAGUGCAAGAUGCGCAUCUUCACGGUGGCGCAGAUGGACGACAACAGCAUCCAGAUGAAGAAGGACCUGACCACGUUCCUGUACCACCUCCGGAUCACAGCGGAGGUGGAGGUGGUGGAGAUGCACGAGAGCGACAUCUCGGCUUACACCUACGAGAAGACGCUGGUGAUGGAGCAGCGGUCUCAGAUCCUCAAGCAGAUGCACCUCACCAAGAACGAGCGGGAGCGGGAGAUCCAGAGCAUCACGGAUGAGUCCCGCGGCUCCAUCCGGAGGAAGAACCCGGCCAACACUCGGCUCCGCCUCAACGUCCCGGAGGAGACGGCUGCGGACAGCGAGGAGAAGCCGGAGGAGGAGGUGCAGCUGAUCCACGACCAGAGCGCCCCCAGCUGCCCCAGCAGCUCCCCGUCUCCGGGGGAGGAGCCCGAGGGGGAGGGGGCUGCGGACCCCGAGAAGGUGCAUCUCACCUGGACCAAGGACAAGUCGGUGGCCGAGAAGAAUAAAGGCCCCAGCCCUGCCUCGACCGAGGGCAUCAAGGACCUCUUCAGCAUGAAGCCGGAGUGGGAAAACCUGAACCAGUCGGACGUGCGGCGCAUGCACACGGCGGUGCGGCUGAACGAGGUCAUCGUGCAGAAAUCCUAUGACGCCAAACUUGUUUUACUCAACAUGCCGGGGCCUCCCCGCAACCGCAAUGGCGACGAGAACUACAUGGAGUUCCUGGAGGUCCUCACCGAGCACCUGGACCGGGUGAUGCUGGUCCGCGGCGGCGGCCGCGAGGUCAUCACCAUCUACUCCUGAGAGCCAGGACCUGCCACCCGGGCCGAGCGCGCCGGCCGGCGGCCCCGGAGCCCGCGCCGCGCCCCCCGCCGCUGUCACCGUUUACAUCCAGACCCCGCGCCCGCGCCCCUCCCCACCCCGCCCGCUGCCUGCAGCCCGGAGGCCACGUCCGUCGGGGCGGACUCGGAGACCACCGUCCACGCGCGGAGCCCGGAGCCCCCAGCGCCCGGCCGGCGCGGGGGUGCGUCCGCCUCGGCUGGGCCGCGCUGCCCCUUUUUGUAAAACCCGAUCUCGCCCCCCGCCCGCCAGAGGAGACGCUGCAAUAAAGGCCGGGGCGGGGAGGCGCGGAGAGCGGAGAAGCUGGGGGGCUCGGAGGACCCCCCCUGGGGAGCCCGCGCCGCCCUUCCCCCUCUGCCCCGCGCGCCCCGUUCCUCGCUCCGCGCUCCUCCGGCGCAGCGCGGGGCCUCCCCGCUCCGGGCGCCCGGCGGGGCGCGGGGCGCGGGCACGGGCGCGGGCGGGGAGGCCGCUGCGCCGUCGCCGCCGCCCCUGCUCGCGGAGCGGCCGCGCGCGGGCCAGCGAGCCUAUAUAUAGUGUACAGGAGACAUCGCGUGUAUUUUUAACGUCCCCAUAUUUCUGUGACUAGAAGCGCAACGGACUUGGCGCCACUGUCGCGCUCUUCCGCGGGGGGCGCCGGGACGGGCGGAGCGCCGGGGGUGGGGGUGGGGGUGCGGGUAGAGGGGGGGCCCGGGAUGCCCGAGAGUGGAGAGCAAAGCGCUUUAGGCCCAGGCGGGCGUCGCGGCCCCGCUCCCGCCGCCUCGCCCGCGCCGCGCGCCCCUGCCCCGACCCUCCCCUCUCGUCGUGGCGGAGAAGAGGUGGGACGCGCGUCCAGCUUUUCCCGGACGCGCCUGCCCCCCCCCCCCAACGCCCCCCGCUCCAGGCGCGCGCGCGAGACCUCUCCGGCACUAAAGCUGGGGCCAGGGCGGGGGAGAGGGGCGCUCCUCGAGGGGGGGACACCGAGAGGCACUCGCCCCACCGAGGGAGCCCCGCUCCGGUGCCUUCGCGGGGGGAGCGGGCGUCUCCCCUCAGCCGGCCUGUCGCCUGCUCCCCCCCGUCGCCCAUGGCUCCUCGCCAAAGACUGAAAUCCGGGAGCUGGAGGGUGACCGUUAGCUCCCCGCUCCCCGGGACACGUGCGGGAGGAGGGGCGCGAUUCAGGGCUAAGCGCCGGGUCCACCGCGGAAGCCCCCCGCCCCCCCAAUCCGCACCGCCCAGGAUGUCUCCUCCUCCGUCCCCAUCGGCAGCUCUGGCUCGGCUCGGGGGUGGUACCCAGCCCCAGCCGCCCGCCUGCGCGACACGGGGGGGGGGGGGGAGGGGGGAGGGGUGCAGGCUUCGCUGCCUAGCAGCGUCUCCCAGAAACCAGGGCCCCGGAGGGCCCGAGCGGCCCCGUGCUUGGUUCUUAGCGCCUCUCUGCCCUCCCCAGGACUAAGGCCCUUUGGCUUCCCCCCCCUCCCUGGCGUAGGCGCUUCUGUCCCCAGAGAAGGCGCUGGGGCCGGGUGCCUUUACCCCAGGGCACAUCACGACAGGGGACAGGCACUGCAUGCUCGUUCCACCUGUGCCCUCCGGGACUGGGCACGGCACUCCCGCCCCGCCCCGAGGGCCCGACUCUCUCUCGCACCUAGUUAGACACCCUGCCCCCUCCCCGAGCUGGAGCCGCUGGGAACUCCUGACCUCACCAUCCACUUCCUUUGAGCCCAAAGCAGAGCUGGAGCUCAGCGCCACGCAGUCUGGGGCGGCUGAGGCCAGAGGUAGAGCCGAGGGCUGGUCCGGUCUUCCAGGGAGCAAUCAGAACGUUGGAGGUUUGGGACACCGCGGCGCCCCUGCCCCAGCGCCACACGGCCUCCCUGGGGAACCCCAGGUGGCUGAAGUCCUUUCAGGGCCUGGGAAGCCCCAGGCUCGAGAGACGGGCCAGGCAGGGGGGCAGGGGGCUGUGUGAACACCAAUUAGGGAACCAAAGUUGCACUCUCUGGGCCUGGACUGUCUGGUUGGCAAGAGCAAAGUUUCCGUUGAUGAAAACAAACGUUCCACAACAAACACCCAAGUUUUCUGUGCUACAUGUGCAAUAUUUGUUAUGAAUGUCCUCACAAGUCACCCAUCGGAUCAUCUUUAUGACCACUGUAGCUAAUGUUUCAUGUCCAUCCAAGUGACUUUAAUUCGGAGUGCAAUAUUUCAAUAGCCUUGUAGUGAUAGUGUUGCUUUUGUUUUAGCCGAUCUAUGUGCAGGGCAAUGCAAUGAAGUUGAAAACCCUUGUAAAUAGGAGAGGUUGCAAACCAAAUCAAGAGUAUUUAUUACUAUUAUUAGGCCUGCCUUUACUUUCCAGUGUAAGUGUUUCGGUAUUCCGCAUUCUGCCUCAGUAUUGAUCUUGUGUUCUCUGUGCCAAUAUGAAAAGGAGAGGGUUGGUUCUUUCCUUUAUUGUUGAAUGCUCCCAUUUAAUGCUUUACAGCUUUUACUGUAUUUUUUAGACUCCUGUCUGCACAAAAUGCAAUAAAAAUAAUUUUAUUAUACCCUU
Messenger RNA from Sorex araneus (European shrew), 6073 nucleotides. RefSeq names its product solute carrier family 12 member 5 (gene SLC12A5). Gene Ontology annotation, biological process: chloride transmembrane transport; potassium ion homeostasis; potassium ion import across plasma membrane. The transcript is spliced from 26 exons. Gene Ontology annotation, cellular component: membrane. The record is from RefSeq and is a predicted model, not a curated record. The coding region runs from base 181 to 3531 and encodes 1116 amino acids. Gene Ontology annotation, molecular function: potassium:chloride symporter activity. Lineage: Eukaryota; Metazoa; Chordata; Mammalia; Eulipotyphla; Soricidae.